AUGGUAACGAAACCGUCGCAUAACUUAAGGAGGGAACACAAGUGGUUGAAAGAAACGGCGACUUUGCAAGAAGACAAGGAGUUUGUGUUGCAGGCUAUUCAAAAGCAUAUAGCGAACAAGAAGCCAAAGACAAAUUCGCCACCGAUUACGCCGUCUAGAGAUGUGUAUGGAGCAGGGACAAUGAACCUGUUAACCAGCCUUCCUGGAUCUGGUUCCACUAGCACCGUUACGAAACAGCGCGAGGACACGCAAACCCUAUCAAACGACACGGAAUGGCUCUCCUACCCUGCCACAUCGAACCAAUAUACCGACAUCCCCAUGGGAGAUAUACCGGCCAGCACAAGUAUCGUAUCGAACCCAAGGACACCCAGCGGUUCGAAAACACACAACACCAAUAUGCUUCGACCGCCCAUGGCGAGUUCUCUUGUCGAAAAUAGCAGCAGUAGAAACAUGGAUCGCAGAAACAAUACCAACGACGUGAUUGAUAGUACAAGCACGAGCAAACAGAUCGAGAAGCAUCGAGACAGGGUAGAGAGAGAUAUAGUUGGACUUCAGGACUCAUUGAUUACUACCUUGAAGGAGCAAUCAAAAUUGUUACUCCAAAAAUGUAGUAUAAUUGAAUCUACAUCAUUGUCAGAGGAUGCCAAAAGGUUACAAUUGAGUAGGGACAUACGGCCCCAAUUAUCCAACGUAUCUAUCAGAAUAGACUCUUUAGAAACGGAAAUCGCACAAAUUAAGAAAGACGCACUUUCGAAAAGUCAAACUAAAGUUCACAGCCAGGUUCCCUCACAAAACAAUAAUAUUAUAUCAAGUAUUUUACCCAGUCCAUUAGACAACAACCUAUCUUUCAAAAGCACAAAUCUGGCAACCACUACUGCAACCGCUGCGACUAUGGCAGUAUCUGCCCGUGCAGCUACUGCAACUUUCACGAAAAGCCCAAAAACUAAUGCUAAUAAUGAUAACCACGAUGAUGACUUAAUUCAGGUGCUAGACGAUGAGGAUGAUGAUGAUGCAAAUAACGAUCCUACCAUUAUCCUACAAAAAGGGUUAGUCGAUAUACCGCAAAACAAUACUCCAAUUUCUCCUUCACCGCCACGUCUGGAUAUGACCACAGAAGAACAAGAUGAACUUACAAGAAGAAGAAAUAUGCGUUCAAGAGAACCAGUUAACUAUAGAAUUCCUGAAAGAGAUGACCCCUUUGACUAUAUUAUGGGUAAAUCAUUGAGAGAGGAUUGCCCAGAAUUCGAAAGAGAAGAAGAUGAACUCACAAUGGAGGCUGAAGAUGAUGAUCAUUCUAGUUAUAUGACUACUAGAGAUGAAGAAAAGGAAGAAAAUGAUUUGUUGAACCAAAGUGAUUUUGAUUUUGUAGUGAAUGAUGGUCUUGAGGCCACCCAGGAUACUGAUUACCAUGACAAUCUGGAUGGGUGUGCAAAUAUUAAAGAAGAUCCCUUAGAAGACGAUACUAGGUCCACAAUUACUUUAUCACAGAAUAAAAAUGUUCAAGUUAUUUUAUCUUCCCCAACAACACAAAGUGACAUAUCCAGCCGUCAAAGGCAAACAGAUGUGGAGCAUAUUGAUUUACUGGAAGACGAUUUAGAAAGGGAUGCUAUUUUGGAUGAUAGCAUAAGUUUUUCCUUUGGUAACCAAAACUUACCUAUGUCACAUUCUGAUUUAGAGUUAAUUGACAGUGAAAAGGAAAGUGGUGAAUACGAUGAAGAUAACAACAACAACAACAACAACUUUGAAAACCUAUCAGAUAGCGAUUUAGAAAGAUUCGACGAAGAAAGAGAAAAUAGAACCCAAGCUGCAGAUAUUCAGGAACUGGAUAAUGACCUGAAGAUCAUAACAGAAAGGAAGCUUACAAGUGAUCACGAUCUGCAAUCACCCUCUUGGUCUCCUACGAUUAAAAGAGAAAGAUCGAACGCUAGUCAAAAAAAAGGCGAGGAAGAUGAUUUUGAUGACGAUUUUUCACUAAGUGAUAUAGUGAGCAGGUCUAAACUGACUUCUAAGGCGAAAGGUCCAAUUUAUCCGUGGUCGGAUGAAGUUUUAUACCGCUUGCACGAAAUAUUUAAACUACCCGGCUUUAGACCUAAUCAGUUAGAGGCAGUCAAUGCAACUUUACAAGGUAAGGACGUUUUUGUUCUUAUGCCGACAGGGGGUGGUAAAUCGCUUUGCUAUCAACUUCCUGCAGUGGUUAAACUAGGCAAGACGCAUGGUACUACCAUUGUCGUUUCUCCCUUAAUUUCUUUGAUGCAAGAUCAAGUGGAACAUUUGUUGAAUAAAAAUAUCAAGGCAAGCAUGUUCAGUUCGAAAGGGACCGCCGAACAAAGGAGACAAACCUUUAAUUUGUUUAUUAAUGGGUUAUUGGAUUUGGUUUAUAUAUCUCCUGAAAUGAUUAGUGCUUCUGAACAGUGUAAGAGAGCCAUUAGUAGACUAUAUGCGGAUGGAAAGUUGGCUCGUAUUGUUGUAGAUGAAGCCCAUUGUGUUUCUAACUGGGGUCAUGAUUUUAGGCCUGAUUACAAAGAAUUAAAAUUCUUUAAGAGGGAAUAUCCCGAUAUUCCAAUGAUCGCUCUAACUGCAACUGCAAGUGAACAAGUAAGAAUGGAUAUCAUUCACAAUCUAGAACUAAAAGAUCCAGUUUUCUUAAAGCAAAGUUUUAACAGAACUAAUUUGUACUAUGAAGUUAAAAAAAAGACCAAAAAUACCAUUUUCGAGAUCUGUGACGCUGUUAAAUUGAGAUUUAAAAACGAAACUGGCAUUAUAUAUUGUCAUUCUAAAAAAUCUUGUGAGCAAACGUCAGCCCAAAUGCAGAGAAAUGGCAUCAAAUGCGCCUAUUACCAUGCAGGUAUGGAACCUGAUGAAAGACUAAGUGUUCAAAAGGCGUGGCAGGCUGAUGAAAUCCAGGUGAUUUGUGCUACCGUCGCGUUUGGGAUGGGUAUUGAUAAACCCGAUGUUAGGUUUGUUUACCAUUUCACCGUGCCACGAACAUUAGAAGGCUAUUACCAAGAAACUGGUCGUGCCGGUAGGGAUGGCAAUUAUUCAUACUGUAUCACCUAUUUCUCGUUUCGAGAUAUCAGAACUAUGCAAACAAUGAUUCAAAAAGAUAAGAAUUUAGACAGAGAGAACAAGGAGAAACAUUUAAAUAAGUUACAGCAGGUGAUGGCAUACUGUGACAACGUCACGGAUUGUAGAAGAAAAUUAGUGCUAUCUUACUUCAAUGAGGAUUUUGAUUCUAAAUUGUGUCACAAGAACUGUGACAAUUGCAGGAAUAGUGCAAAUGUAAUAAACGAGGAAAGAGAUGUUACGGAUCCCGCCAAAAAAAUUGUGAAACUGGUGGAGAGUAUUCAAAAUGAAAGAGUCACCAUAAUUUACUGUCAAGACAUUUUCAAAGGUUCAAGAAGCUCCAAAAUUGUACAGGCUAAUCACGAUACAUUAGAUGAACACGGCCUUGGUAAGUCCAUGCAAAAAUCAGAAAUCGAAAGAAUUUUUUUUCAUUUGAUCACUAUCCGUGUCUUACAAGAGUAUUCUAUCAUGAAUAACAGUGGGUUUGCUUCGAGUUAUGUAAAAGUUGGACCCAAUGCUAGAAAAUUACUCAGUGGAAAAAUGGAGAUAAGGAUGCAAUUUACGAUAUCAGCACCGAACUCUCGUCCAUCAACAUCUUCUGGCCAUCAAUCAAAUGGGGAUAAUACGCCAGCUAUAGCUCAAAGAUCAACAACUCUUGGGGAGAAUACAGCUGUUAACCCUGCACGCUUUAUUAGCGCGAAAGAACACCUAAGAUCGUAUACCUACAGUAGUUCAACAACGGAAUCAUCACAUCCUAUAUCAUUAAAAAACAAUACCGAAUUACAUUCGACCCAAGAACUAAACAAUCUACGAAUGACAUACGAACGGUUAAGAGAAUUAUCAUUAAAUUUAGGAAAUAGAAUGGUUCCUCCGGUGGGGAACUUUAUGCCCGACUCUAUCUUAAAGAAAAUGGCGACAAUUUUGCCAAUGAGUGAAUCGGCUUUUGCAUCUUUGGGUCCAGUAGAGGACAAAUAUUGUCGGAGGUUUAAGUACUUUAAAGCCACAAUUGCUGAUCUUAGUAACAAAAGAUCAAGCAGAGAACAUGAAAAAUACGAUACCAUAUUAAAUGAAGAGUCUGUCAAUAGAAUAUCCAGUUCAACCAAUCAAGUUAUCUCCACAACAGGAACACGAUCUAGGUUUUUUGGCGCUAACCCUAGUGAAGUUAAGGAAAAUGAACAAAUAAUCAAUCAAAUUAGGGAAAGUCAGUUACCAAAAAGUUCAAUAAGCACAAAAGCAUCUACAAAAGCGAUCAGCAAACCGACUAAGAAACCUGCUAAUGGGAAGCGAGGUUUUAAAAACUAUAAAGGCCACUACAGAAGAAGAAAAUAA
Molecule: messenger RNA, 4392 nt
Organism: Saccharomyces eubayanus
Lineage: Eukaryota; Fungi; Ascomycota; Saccharomycetes; Saccharomycetales; Saccharomycetaceae
Gene: SGS1
Product: ATP-dependent DNA helicase SGS1
Exons: 1
Coding region: 1-4392 (1463 amino acids)
Biological process (GO): double-strand break repair via homologous recombination; DNA replication
Cellular component (GO): chromosome; RecQ family helicase-topoisomerase III complex; cytoplasm
Molecular function (GO): 3'-5' DNA helicase activity; nucleic acid binding; ATP binding
Source: RefSeq, a predicted model, not a curated record